UGAAAGUAAAUCUCUGGAUAAGGGCACGGCGUGUUGGAGGUUUUCUUUUCUGCUCAAAUCUACCUUCACUUAGGAAUUACACUUAAAAGACUGCAAAUCUGAUUUUGUAUUCCGUCUUCAUUUCUGCAUAAGGAUUACAGCCUACCAAGAGUUGCGUGAAGGAUAGUUCCCUGAAGUUACAAAGGAACAAUGGGAGCAGUGAUUCAUAUGUGCCUUGUGGCUGCUCUUAUUGCACCCUUGUGUAGUGCUGCCCCCGUUUCAGGUAGCUUUGAGGUUUUAAGCAGGACCCCUGUCAGAGUGCGACGGGGCCACACAACCACAUUACCAUGCUGGCUCAAUCCACCACAAAAUGCAGAUGGUUUGGAGGUCCGUUGGUAUCGUAGUAGCUACGACUCCCCCGUCAUGUAUUACCAGGCAAAGAAGUUUCAGAAUGCAUCCCAGGAUGCUUCGUAUGCGGGACGAGUCUCGUUUGGCUUGAAGGAUGCAGCGUCUGUUGGGCUGAAGGCAGGUGAUGUGAGCCUGAAGCUAGAAAAUGCCACAAUUGGAGAUGCAGGAGAUUACAUUUGUUACGUCAGCAGUGAACAAAGCUAUGACAGGUCAAGCGUCAGUCUCACUGUCACAGAAAUCGGAACCCACCCUCUCCUGUCAGCAGUGUGGAGGGAAGAUAACAUGGUGAAUGUAAGCUGUGAGUCUGAAGGCUGGUAUCCAGAGCCUAAACUGCGCUGGUCGGAUCAAAAGCAGGCUCUUACCCCAAAAAGUUUGAAGUACAGCAAAGACUCGUCUGGUCUUCAGUCAGUCCACAGUUGGCUUCUUUUGUCCAGCUCCAAUGAGGUUUCCUGCUCAGUAGGCAUCUCCAAUGAAGAGCCAAAAAAGGCAAGAGUACGACUGGAAAAGCUUGCUCAAACUGAGUCUGGAUCCUCAGCAGCUGGAUGGGUGUGUUUUGCUUUACUCCUCACAGCCGUGUUGGUGUCACUUGGAUUGCUGUACUUCAAACUGAGAAGGAAGAAAGCCAAAUCACAAAAUGACCACACUGGGGGUAAGAACGACCAGAGUCACAUCAUUUACUUACACAACAUUUCAGGGAAAGUUUGUGAUAUGUGUAUUAAAUGGUUACACCUGCAAAUUAAAGCGAGUUUCUCAGAAGCUAGCAAGUGCAAUGUAAAUGUCACACUUGAUGAGACGAUACAUCCGUAUCUCAUAAUGAAGAAUGGUAAACUGAGAGACAAAAACUGUGUAUUUCCCGAUGGAGACAAAGUUACCUGCCUCACAGCUAUCAAAGGAACACCUGGCUUCUCUUCUGGACAACACUACUGGGAGGUUUCUUUGGGCACAACAGAUCAUAAUGUGGGUCUCAAAAAGUCCUGGUGGGUAGGAGUUACAAGUGCAACUGUCAUCCCUGAGGAGAUGGAUUUUUCGCCGACUACAUCUAAUGGUUUCUGGUUCCUGUCCUCUAGCCCUGACAUAACUGAUAGCUUUCAGUUUAGCACAGAACCAAACGUUCUACUGCCUGUCUACUCCAGACCCCAGAUUCUUGGUGUGUUUUUGAAUUACGACAGCGGAGAGCUUUCCUUUUAUAAUGUGGAGAAUAAGAGUCUCAUUGGCAGUAUAAGAGCUACCUUCAAAGGUGAAAUUUUUCCAUUUUUCAAUCCUGGUAAAGGUGACAGAGCAGCUAUGGAGAUAUUGCAGAGGGAAGUGUAGUGACAUGGGGAACUCUGUAGAUUCACCGGCACGAGUGAAUCUUAAUAUCAGACAUCAGCUGUUGUAGGGAAGCAGAUGAAAACACUUAGCGUCUGUGUUGUGUUUUAGUACUGUAUUUGCAUCAUGUGAUAAGGGAAAUAAGAGUAUACAAAAAAAUGAAUGGAACCAAGGUUUUCUUUUUUACCUUAGGUACUUAAGUUCACUAUGAAGUUCAGGGAAAACUUUUGAAAUGACUUGAAUGGGUGACCAUCCAACAGGUCCUGAAAUGUCAUAUUGUAUAUCGUCAUAUUAACUCAAACUCCGAACCAAUUUGCAUGCGAGACAGAAAAAUAACAGAAAGACACUCUCCAGCUAUGACGGGGGUGUCAAUUCUUAUCUAACUCUCCGUAAGAAAGCCAAACUGAUUGAGCAGAAUUUAAUUUUUGAAAAAAAUGUUAUGUUCAGUCUGUUAAUGUUUUUUCUUUUUACUGAUUAAAAAAGUAUGCUACUGUGUAUUUAUGCCCUAUAACUAAAUAUACCCUGACAUUUACACGUAUUUAAUUCAUACACUAAUUAGAAGUACAUAUGACUUAGUUAUUUACGUGAUUCACAACUAUAGAUUCUCUUGACUUUGGUGUUUGUUGUACAUACAUGUUGACAUCUGUAAUCAUGCAGCUUUUUUAAACGUACAUUUUUUAAUAAAUUCAAUCAAUAUGUG
This is a messenger RNA of Anoplopoma fimbria (sablefish), 2395 nucleotides long. Its product is annotated as butyrophilin subfamily 2 member A1-like. The transcript has 8 exons. Bases 190 to 1698 code for a protein of 502 amino acids. The record is from RefSeq and is a predicted model, not a curated record. Lineage: Eukaryota; Metazoa; Chordata; Actinopteri; Perciformes; Anoplopomatidae. Gene Ontology annotation, molecular function: protein binding.